Messenger RNA from Tripterygium wilfordii, 1698 nucleotides. RefSeq lists its product as uncharacterized. The coding region runs from base 1 to 1698 and encodes 565 amino acids. The transcript is spliced from 4 exons. Lineage: Eukaryota; Viridiplantae; Streptophyta; Magnoliopsida; Celastrales; Celastraceae. The record is from RefSeq and is a predicted model, not a curated record.
AUGUUAUACAAGACGUACUUUGUGGCUACUUGGGUUGAUCAGUAUCUGCAUCUAGGGAACACAACUACUAAUAGAGUUGAGAGCAGCCAUUCUAAACUGAAAAAGUACCUCUCCAACUCUGUUGGUGGAUUUGUGCAGUCUUUCAACAAAAUUAACUUGUUGCUGCAAGGACAAGUUAUUGACAUUAAGGCUUCCUUUGAAGACAGUCUAACUAGGGUGCCAAUUCGUUUUAGGGUGUCUUUUUAUAAGGAAUUGAUCAAUAUGGUAUCUACUACUGCAUUGGUGAAGAUUGAGACUGAAUUAGCUUCCAUUGGCAGUGAAGGUGCAACUGCAGAUAAAUGUCUUCACACCACUGCCAAGUGCUAUGGUCUGCCAUGUGCUCAUAUGCUGACCAAUUACAGGACUGAAGGUAAAAGCAUACCACUGAGUGAUGUUCAUAGUUAUUGGAGGAAAUUGUGCAUCCAACCAUUCAGUCAAGAAGCUACUGAUGAAAUUAGAAUUGAUACUGAGAUAGAUAUUGUGUGGAAGACUUUUGAUUUAGCUACUGUACCUCAAAAACUAGAAAUCAAAAGACAGCUUCAGGCAAUAGGCAAGGCAUCCAGCACUAGCAUAUUAGAGCCAAAGACAAAGGUGAACUUGAGGGGGAGGAAGAAGGGGCAAAAAGGGAUUAGAACAAGUCAGGUUGAGGACAAAUCAACAAAGCGUGAUCCUUCUGGUUUUGAACAUGCACUUGAGAACCAUGUCUUUGAUGAUGUUCAGCCAAGCCAGACAUCAACUCAGAGUUUCAAAAAAACUGCCAAGUUGAAAGUGCAUAGAACUAGAAAGGCAAACACACAGAAUUGGGUGACUCUGUUUCCAGACUUCCUGCAGCCAUACAUUGUUAAUAUUGUUGAUGUCCCUGGAGAUGGCCAUUGUGGUUUCAGGGUUGUUGCAUCAUUCUAUGGUUGGGCAGAGGACGCCAUGGCAGAUGCUCACAAUUGGAUGAUCAUGCCAUACAUGGGAAAUGUGGUAUCAACAUGUUACAAUGUUGUAGUUGCCAUCAUUUCAACAGAACAAUGCCUGACAUUUUUCCCACUAAGGGAUCCAAUGCCACUGGAUUACAACCAAAAUAUCAUGGUUUUCGGGUAUGUCAAUGACUCUCACUUCAUUAGAAUGGAGUUAGGGCCAGAUAGUCCAAUCCCUCCUGUGUCAAAGAUAUGGUCAGAUAAUCAUCAUCCCAGUGCAAGAGGAUGGCCAGACAUGUAUGCUUCUAGGAUUGAAAAAUUCAAGGCACUUUCAGUUGCAGUAGCAAAAUGUCCUUCUCACAAUGUCAAUGUCAGCAUCAAUUUUCACCUCAUCUUUGGAGUUACGGUGAAAUUGACAUGUUCCUCGUCAUCAAUCUCUUCUCCGUCGAAGGUGCUAACACGUCACUCCAUUGAAGGUUCUAUCGUAGGUCUCUGUCGAGGGUGUUGUCGUGGGCCUCUGUCCACAGUGUUGUGGGCGCAUCUCAAUCAAAGGUUGGGAGUGGGUCUCCAUCUUCUGGUAGGUGAAGAAGAAGGAGAGAAGAAUUUGGGGUUGAGAAUGGAUGUAAAUAGUGCUCAUCCGAAGUUUUUGCGUGGAAAAUUGUUCGUUGCCCAACAUUUUGUCCUUUUUGAGGUCAACCAGCCUCGAGUGAUUCUUGACCUGCAAUCAGCUCCAUGGACUUGCUAUACUAGAUAG